CCCCACUUUCCAUAAAACAGAAAAGAAGAGAGAGACCUCACAGAACCCCAACCAAAAAAAAAAUCACAUAGAGGAAGUGAGUGACUGAGAGAGAGAGAUCCACCAUGGCUGAGAGAGACAACUACGUCUACACCGCCAAGCUCGCCGAGCAGGCCGAGCGCUACGACGAAAUGGUGGAGGCGAUGACGAAAGUGGCUAAGCUUGACGUGGAGCUGACUAUUGAGGAGAGGAAUCUGCUGUCUGUGGGGUACAAGAAUGUGAUUGGAGCUCGGAGGGCUUCGUGGAGGAUACUGUCGUCGAUUGAGCAGAAGGAGGAGGGCAAAGGGAAUGAUAUCAAUGUGAGCCGGAUCAAGGAGUACAGGAACAAGGUGGAGGCUGAGCUUUCCAGCAUUUGCAGUGACAUCAUGAGGGUUAUUGAUGAGCAUCUCCUCCCGUCCUGCUCGGGAUUUGAGUCCACUGUGUUCUUCUACAAAAUGAAAGGCGAUUACUAUCGCUACUUGGCUGAGUUUAAGACUGGUGAUGACAGGAAAGAGGUUGCUGAUCAGUCAAUGAAGGCUUAUCAGGCAGCUUCAAGCAAGGCAGAGACUGAUUUACCUCCCACUCAUCCCAUCAGGCUGGGAUUGGCCUUGAACUUCUCUGUCUUUUACUAUGAAAUCUUAAACUCUCCUGAAAGAGCCUGUCACCUUGCAAAGCAAGCCUUUGAUGAAGCUAUCUCUGAGCUGGAUACUUUGAGUGAGGAAUCGUACAAGGACAGCACCUUAAUCAUGCAACUUCUGAGGGACAAUCUUACACUGUGGACCUCUGACAUUCCAGAGGAUGGAGUUGAAGAAGGCCAGAAGGCAGACAGCUCUGCAAAAGCUGGAGGUGAAGAUGCAGAGUGACCUGGCACGGAGCAUGGGUAGGAGUUGUGUAAUUUAAGGAUGGAGAAACCUUGCAGGGUCUACUCUUAGGGUGCUUCUAUUUUCUGAUUUAUGCAAACUGGAUUCUAGUAUCAUUUGGGAUUUGUAGUUUGACAUGUCACUGUAGCAUUUGUAACCCUGAGUUCUCUAUCCAUGUUAUUGACCUAAUGUAAAGGCUUUCCCCCCUCAUAUCUUCCUUUGAUUUGUUGAGACCGACUCCAUUUGGUUGCAGACCUAGACUUGGUUUAUAUGCUGAAUGUGUGGUGCUGUU
Fragaria vesca subsp. vesca is the source of this 1170-nucleotide messenger RNA. RefSeq names its product 14-3-3-like protein D-like. The record is from RefSeq and is a predicted model, not a curated record. The coding region runs from base 105 to 881 and encodes 258 amino acids. NCBI's taxonomy places the organism in Eukaryota, Viridiplantae, Streptophyta, Magnoliopsida, Rosales, Rosaceae. The transcript has 7 exons. Gene Ontology annotation, biological process: signal transduction. Gene Ontology annotation, cellular component: cytoplasm.